Messenger RNA from Clupea harengus (Atlantic herring), 2776 nucleotides. RefSeq names its product translocase of outer mitochondrial membrane 34 (gene tomm34). Gene Ontology annotation, molecular function: heat shock protein binding. Gene Ontology annotation, cellular component: cytosol; mitochondrion. The record is from RefSeq and is a predicted model, not a curated record. Lineage: Eukaryota; Metazoa; Chordata; Actinopteri; Clupeiformes; Clupeidae.
UGUUCUUUGUUUAGCUAACAUGCUGCCUAGAGAUAACCUAACCCUAAAUAUAACACUACGGGGUCAAUGUGUUUCUUUCUUGAAAUGAAAGACAACUCACUAACGUCCACAGGUUGGAUAGCAUUCCUGGUUUCCACGUGUUUCCAUUCCCAACCAACGUCAAAAAUAUCAAAAUCUACAAAAGUGCGUGACGGUAUGCCUUCAAAUGCGCGUGCAUAUAUGAGGGACAAGGGGCGAUGGUUGCGUUGAGAAGGAGAAUCAGUAUCAGUCGUGUCUUUGGAACUAACUUAUAAAGGAAAUGAUGUGCAUUUGGAAGUUACGUAUCAGCUACGUUACUGAUUGUUCAUAGCAACGUUACCUAUACUUCAAAUAGCAACGCAAGUUGGUGCUGUCCUAGUUGAAACUGAAACUUAACACCGCUUGGAGCCGAAGGAAUAGAACCGGCGAAAGGAUCAGCUUGACUGGGCAGUCAUGCCUCAUAAGCGGCGUUCACAGGCAUGGUCUGAGCUGAAGCAGACGGGCAACGAAUAUUUUAAAAACGGCCAGUAUGGAGAUGCUGCAUCAUUUUACAGCCAGGCUAUUCAGCUAUUGGAGAAAGCAGGUCCGACUAAACACCUGGAUCUUAGCAUCCUGUAUUCAAACCGAGCAGCCAGUUAUUUGAAGGACGGUAACUGUGGAGAGUGUGUGAAGGAUUGCACUGUAUCUCUUGACUUGGUUCCCUUUGGUAUGAAGUCUCUCAUGCGUCGUGCUGCAGCUUAUGAAGCUCUGGAAAGAUACAGACUGGCUUAUGUGGACUACAAAACAGUCUUACAGAUAGACUGUAAUGUUCCAUCAGCACAUGAUGGAACAAACAGAAUGACAAAGGUUCUGACUGAAAUGGAUGGUCUAUCUUGGCGAGAGAAGCUCCCUCCUAUCCCAACUGUGCCAAUGGAAGUGAAAGAAAAGCUUUUACAGGCGUCAGCCCCAGCCCAAGCCCCAGCCCCAAACACACAACAAAAUGGUAUCAAAGAAAACGACAAACCAGUUCUAAGUGAUGUGGCUAUCAAAAAAGGCAAGACUUUGAAAGAAGAGGGUAAUGCACUGGUGAAGAAAGGAGAGCAUAAGAAGGCAGUGGAGAAGUACACACAGAGCCUCAAACAAGACCCUGCAGAAGUCACAACUUACACUAACAGGGCACUGUGUUACCUCUCUUUGAAGAAGUACAAAGAAGCAGUAAAAGAUUGCUCAGAUGCUUUGAAGUUGGAUGCAGCCAAUAUUAAAGCCCUGUACAGACGUGCACAAGCAAACAAGGAGAUGAAGGAAAUCAAAGCAUGCAUUGAGGAUCUGAACACCUUGCUUAGAAUUGAUCCAAAGAACAUCCCUGCAGAGAAAUUAUUGCUUGAAGUGCAGAAGACGAAGUGAUCUUGUGGUGCAACAGCCCAUUGAAAUGAGGGACCCUACCCUGACCUGCUGUUUAUGUUCCAAGUGCCUACAAGACAGCCUAAGCUCGAUUUCUCCUCCUAUAUAUCAAUCUUCAGACUUCGCAUUACGCACAUUUCCUCACAAGUGUGGCCAUUGUCAGUUGAAUUAUCCUCUGCUUUCAAGUUGUGCAUGACAUAGGAACCAAAUGUGGUGAAUAGAUAUUUUUAAUCUGCGCAGUUGCAGAAGGUAUUAUGAAUCUGCGUCACUCACAAAAUGUUUGGUUUUCUUUUGAAUAUCUUUGGGUCAAGAAGAUAUAAAUAUGAAAGAUCACUUCGAUAUUAUGCUGUAACCUUUUUUUCUUUGUGAAUUCAUUGAUACUGUCUAAAAUGCAAAAUACAGACCAUGUUGUGUAGGUAAUUAUGGUAACUGACAUAGAUAAUUGUUAAGUAAUAAUACUGAGGUUUAGUUUAGUCAGAUGUACAGGGCAAAGCUUAUCAGAAUCACUCAUGAAUUCCGUCCUAAAUCAGAGGAUCAGAGGAUAGCAUAUACACAAGUCACACACACCUUGAAUUUGGCUCACAUAACUCAAUAAAAAAUAUAGGAUGUUAUACUUAUAACCCUGUCUGUUUUAUUCAUAUAAAGCAUGAUGACCGUUGUUCGCAGAUAAAGAUUGGUAUUGUUUAUAUAUGCUUUUGUAAUGACUACUUGCCGUAUUCAAAAUGUUUUGGGGCCCUAUUUUAUCAUUAAACACAGCCAUGUUAAUGUUAUAACCAGUUGUUGAGACAUACGUUAGUUAAGACUGCUGUAAGUACUUUUUUGAGUAAUUUAAGAUGUAUUUCUUACAUUCUGAUAGCCAUUGCAUAAAGGGGGAUUAUCUCUCGAACUCCUCUGGCCUCGGUAUUCAACAACUAAAAUGUCAGUACUGUUCAGCUGUAUUUACCGAUUAGGAAACUUCCAGAGACCUACCUACCAACCAAUUAUUUUAAAUAGUCUACCGGAAAUGUGCUAGAAACAUGACCUACAGGGUUUUAAAUUGACCUUCAGAAAACAAGUUCUUAAUUCAGUUUCGGAUUUCUCCAAUUAAGCUUACAUUUUGUAAUAGCUCAGAAUUAACUGUAGGGCAUUGUUGCAUUUGAUGACGGCCUUAAAAUGUUCAACUCUCAGGUCUCACUUGCUUUAAGCAAGAAAAUGUUAACUUCAUGUUUACAUUAUUGAGCAAACUGCAUAUCCAAGUAACUAUAUAAAAUCUGUGUAUUUUGAUUCUGUCUGAAACUUUAUGGAAUGUGUAUUAUCUCUACAACUUGAGUUGUGGAUCUUUGUGAGAAAGUUCAGCACUGGCCCACUUUUUCAUCCAAUAAAAACAUUGCAUUCAUGA